Cuscuta campestris is the source of this 515-nucleotide messenger RNA. NCBI's taxonomy places the organism in Eukaryota, Viridiplantae, Streptophyta, Magnoliopsida, Solanales, Convolvulaceae. The record is from the annotation of a GenBank genome assembly.
GGGACGCAAUCGGGACAGCUGAGCAAUAGGACGCAAAGCUGCACCUUCAUCUUUUUGAGACCAUCUUCCUCUUCAAAUCCAAGGAUGGCAGAAUUAGAAGCACCGUUCAGGCCGAGGGAGAAGCUGAUUGAGAAGCAGAAGUUUUACCAGACGAUUCACAAACACACACAUCUCAAGGGUCCCUACGAUAGGAUAACCUCAGUUGCCAUUCCACUUGCAUUGGCGGCGACUUCGCUGUAUAUGAUUGGGCGAGGGAUCUACAACAUGUCUCAUGGCAUUGGGAAGAAGGAAUGAAGUCGUCCUCAUCAUCAUCAACUGAGGAUCUCUUUUAUGUUUUUUUGAAUGAGACACUGUUUCUUGCUAAUAAGGGCAGACAUAUUUUGACGGUCUUGUGAUUGAAACUCAAUGGUUUUUUUAAAAACCUUUUGAUCUGCAUUGGAUUUGCUUUUACAGAUGUUUUCUACAAAUUACCUUACAACUCUCCUGCACUACAAUAUUAAAAUAUUAUGAUUGUG